Messenger RNA from Boleophthalmus pectinirostris (great blue-spotted mudskipper), 2196 nucleotides. RefSeq names its product short chain dehydrogenase/reductase family 39U, member 1 (gene sdr39u1). The coding region runs from base 354 to 1262 and encodes 302 amino acids. NCBI's taxonomy places the organism in Eukaryota, Metazoa, Chordata, Actinopteri, Gobiiformes, Gobiidae. The record is from RefSeq and is a predicted model, not a curated record. The transcript has 6 exons.
ACAAUUGAUAAUUAUUCUAUACAGAAAAUGAAGCUUUAUUAGUAUGGUUGAACAUUGAUAAUUGAUACAGCUCAAAUUCAAAGUCAAUUUAACAACAGUCAAUUUAAAGACAAUUGCUAUAAAAACACAGACUCAGUAAACGUGUAGUUUUACAGAAUUGCUCUCUGUUUCAUGAUUCUAUUAAAUUAACGUCACAUCGAAAUGGACCAAUGGCGAGAGCGCAUUCAGACUACGGUGUCCUGCCAGCCCAAAACACAUGUAAACACUUACAAAACCACUUUCUGUGAGAUUUCUGUACAUUUGCAAAGUCCUGCCGCAUCAACAACAAAGUCCCGGGCUGUAUUUCAGAUGAUAUGAAGGUUUUAAUCGGAGGUGGUUCUGGCUUCGUGGGUCGGGAGCUGACUCAUCUGCUUAAAAACAAAGGUCAUGAAGUUACUGUGAUCUCCCGUCAGCCCGGACCCGGCAAGAUUACAUGGAAAGAGCUGGAGUCCAGUGGACUUCCUGCUUGUGAUGGGGCUGUGAAUUUGGCUGGAGAGAACAUCAUAAACCCACUUCGAUGGUGGAAUGACAGUUAUAAGAAGGACCUGUUCUCCAGUCGGAUUGACACGACCAAAGCUCUGUCCAGCGCCAUCGCGUCCUCCACCAGCCCCCCGCACUCAUGGGUUCUAGUGUCUGGAGUUGCCUGUUACCAGCCCAGUCUCACAGCUCAGUACACAGAGGAGAGCGAGUGGACGCCGUUUGACCUUUUGUCUAAACUGGUGAGGGAGUGGGAGGCAGCGGCUGAGCUACCUGAAAACGUUGCCAAGACGACCAGACAGGUGGUGAUCAGACCUGGUGCAGUUCUGGGUCGAGACGGCGGUGCCAUUAAACAAAUGUGGCUGCCCUUUUGGCUCGGACUGGGUGGGACUCUGGGCUCGGGCCGGCAGCCGUUUCCAUGGAUACACGUCGCAGAUUUGGCGGGAAUCAUCGCUCACUUUCUGGAAACACCCUUGGAAGCCCCACCCGCCUCUUCACCUCAGGUGUACAAUGGUGUUGCCCCCUCUCUCAACACGAAUUAUGAGUUUACGAAAGAGUUUGGGAGGAUUUUAAAGAGGCCGACUAUCUUCCCCGUGCCUGGUUUUGUGAUGAAUGCUACCCUAGGAUCUGAACGGGCUAUUAUUUUAACCCAGGGUCAAAAGGUCAUCCCUAAAAGGACUCUAGAGGCAGGAUAUCAGUACAAGUAUCCAGAUUUGAGUUCAGCGCUGAAAGAAAUUGUGGGUUAGUUCAUUUAUUUGUACGAGGAAGAUAUUGAUAUUUUACAGUGACGUCACACUGGGGGUGUAUGUACAUGCUAUUGGAAAAAUGAGAAAUUCAAAGUUUAUUUGGUCAAAUACGUUUCGCAGCUCAUCCAGGCUGCUUCUACAGUUCUGGUCAAAAUGCUGGUAGACACUGCUUUAUAUCUGCCAGCAGGGAGGAGCUAACUACAAUGAAAUUUCUCUGAAACUAACACACCUAGUUGUUUACAGUUUCUGUUAGUUAGUUAGGCCUAUUGAACUUGCACUGAGUGUGGGGUCUUAUUAGCGUAAUCAUUCAUGGCCAUAAUGGAGCUUUCACACCUCUGGACAUGACCUGGCUAUCCCUGUUGUUCUCUUGUUUGUUUUGAUUUAGCUUUGAGGAUGGAGUUCUAAAUAGGAGACAGAUGAUGUCUGAGUUCUCCAUUUCUGUUUAAAGAAAAAUUCUCUUUCUUAACAAAAAUAACUUUAACUUCCCUCUCAAACCAGUUCUUUGGUGUAUGAUAAUGCUAAUAAUACCCCACAUUCAGUGCAAUUCAAUAGGCCUAGCUAACUAACAGAAACUGUAAACAAGUAGGUGUGUUAGUUUCAGUUUCAGAGCUGCAAGGUAUCAAUAAGCGCACCUAUUGGCCAUGUAUAAUUCUAUCCUUGGGUUUGAAAAAUUUAAAUAUGCACCGCUGCCAUAGCUAUUAACAAUUCAAAAUUUAAAAUGAUAUAUUUUGAACGGUUAUAAGUCCUCAAAAUCAUCUUGUGCAUUAUUCUGAUCCUUAUUUAUAUAAAUCUGUCAUAAACUGUAAACUAUGAAAUACAGUUUGGAGUGUUUUUAGUCAUACACAUAAAAACCCAAUGUACAUUCAACUUUUAUUAGUAAAUUGCCCAAUUCACAUCUAAUCAUGCUGUUUGAGUUAUAAAAUGUAAAUAAAAU